AUGUUUUCACCUUCUAUCUAUCUACUCUCUCUCCCGUCCGUCCUCGGACUAGCGCUCGCUGAUCAGGCAUGCCCGCGCAUCCCAGGCAUCCAAGUCUACGCGACCACGCCAAACGAAGGCCCAUCGGAAGGAAGAUUUACCUCCUGCGAAAACGGCUUCGACAGCCCCAAGGUGCUCGCCGGCAAUGCCUCCUCGUACGACUGGUGGUACUUCGACGCGAUUGGGACCGACGGCGUGUCAUCCCUAGCCGUUGCGUACUUCGUCGAAGCAAAUAAGUCCGGCUUCACCGUGACGGAGAACUUCACCAACCGGGAUUUCGUGCAGAUCUCCGGCACCUUCCCGAACGGGACCAGCUUCAGUGACUUCCUAUUCGCGGACAAUAAUGCGAUUGUGUCUGCCAUGGGCGACGGGUCCAGCGGGCUGUGGAAUGGAACCGGGGCCUCAUGGGCUGGGAGCCCAGAUCUGUCAGAAUAUCUCAUCACGCUCGACGCGGGACACCUGGGCUAUAAGGGGACUUUCUCGAUGCACUCUGUCGCCCCGCCGCACUAUCCAUGCAGCCCGAAACGCGCAAAUGAAACCAUGGAGGUUCUUCUCGGCGUGGGCUGGGCCAAUUCCAUUCCCGACGCCGACGUGACCGUCCAGAUGACCAUCCACGGCUCGACGUUGAGUUUCAUCGGAACCGGAUAUCAUGACAAGAACUGGGGCGUCAUCCCCUUCACCGACGCCGUCGGCGCCUGGUACUGGGGACACGCACGCAUGGGCCCCUACUCCCUCGUCUGGCUCGACUCGCUCACCCCCAGCGCGGACGAGCAUGCCAGCGGCUACGUCGCCUACCAAGGCCAGAUCCUGCACGCCGAAUGCAACAAGAUGAAGGUGCGUCCCACGGGGUCCAACGUGCAUUUCCCGCCCCAGGGGAAUGAUUCGCUCCCCGAAGGAUUCACUAUCGAGGUCGAUCUGGGUGGAGAGCUGGGUCUUUUGAAGGCGGAGCUUGCUUCGAACUUGGCUACGCUUGCGAAGCCGGGAUAUGGGCGCUGGAUUGGAACGGUUAAUGGGACUGUUGGUGGGCUUGACUACGAGGGUGUCGCGGGGUAUGAGAUGUUCAACUUCUUCUGA
Messenger RNA from Aspergillus mulundensis, 1113 nucleotides. RefSeq lists its product as uncharacterized. Lineage: Eukaryota; Fungi; Ascomycota; Eurotiomycetes; Eurotiales; Aspergillaceae. The record is from RefSeq and is a predicted model, not a curated record. The transcript is spliced from 3 exons. Bases 1 to 1113 code for a protein of 370 amino acids.